AUGGCUAGCGACGCGCCUGGUAGCUCGCUGCACGGGGUGACGGCGCGCGAGCCGGUGUUCGCCUUCGCCAUCUCCACGGAGGAGGUGCCGGCGGAGGAGGACGCCGCGGCGGCGGCGGCGGGCAAGUCGUUCGACCUGCCGGUGGACUCGGAGCACAAGGCCAAGUCCAUCCGACUGCUCUCCUUCGCCAACCCGCACAUGCGCACCUUCCACCUCUCCUGGAUGUCCUUCUUCACCUGCGUCGUCUCCACCUUCGCCGCGGCGCCGCUGAUCCCGAUCAUCCGGGAGAACCUGGGCCUGACCAAGGCGGACAUCGGCAACGCCGGGGUGGCCUCCGUGUCGGGCGCCAUCUUCUCGCGCCUCGCCAUGGGCGCCGUCUGCGACCUGCUGGGCCCGCGGUACGGCUGCGCCUUCGUCGUCAUGCUGGCGGCGCCCGCGGUGUUCUGCAUGGCCAUCAUCGACAGCGCCGCGGGCUACGUCGUGUGCCGGUUCCUCAUCGGCUUCUCCCUCGCCACCUUCGUCUCGUGCCAGUACUGGACCAGCACCAUGUUCAACAUCAAGAUCAUCGGCACCGUCAACGCGCUGGCGUCCGGGUGGGGCGACAUGGGCGGCGGCGCCACGCAGCUCAUCAUGCCUUUCGUCUACGAGGGCAUCCUCCGGUGCGGCGCCACGCCGUUCGCGGCGUGGAGGAUCGCCUACUUCGUGCCGGGGCUCAUGCACGUCGCCGUGGGUAUCCUCGUGCUCACCACGGGCCAGGACCUCCCCGACGGCAACCUCCGCAGCCUCCGGAAGCAGCAGGGCGAGGGCGGCGGCGACGCCAGCUGCUGCCGCAGGGACAGCUUCUCUAAGGUGCUCUGGCACGCCGUCGCCAACUACCGCACCUGGGUCUUCGUGUUUGUCUACGGCUACAGCAUGGGCGUGCAGCUCACCAGCAACAACAUCAUCGCCGAGUUCUUCUACGACCAGUUCGAGCUCGACAUCCGCGUGGCCGGCAUCAUCGCCGCCUGCUUCGGCAUGGCCAACCUCGUGUCGCGGCCCCUGGGCGGCGUGCUCUCCGACGUCGGCGCGCGGUACUGGGGCAUGCGCGCGCGCCUCUGGAACAUCUGGAUCCUCCAGACCGCCGGCGGCGCCUUCUGCCUCUGGCUCGGCCGCGCCAGCUCGCUCCCGGCCUCCGUCACCGCCAUGGUGCUCUUCUCGUUCUGCUCACAGGCCGCCUGCGGCGCCACGUUCGGCGUCAUCCCCUUUGUCUCCCGCCGCUCGCUGGGCGUCAUCUCGGGGCUCACGGGCGCCGGCGGUAACGUCGGCGCGGGGCUCACGCAGCUGCUCUUCUUCACCACGUCCAGCUACUCCACGGGGAAGGGGAUCCAGAACAUGGGCAUCAUGUCCAUGGCGUGCACGCUGCCGCUCGUCCUCGUGCACUUCCCGCAGUGGGGCUCCAUGCUCCUCCCGCCCAGCGCCGCCGCCGACGAGGAGAGCUACUAUGCCGCCGAGUGGAGCGAGGAGGAGAAGAGCGUAGGCCGUCACAGCGCCAGCCUCAAGUUCGCCGAGAACUGCCGGUCCGAGCGUGGCAGGCGCAACGCCGUCGCCUUCCUCUCCGCCGCGGACACGCCGGAGCACGUCUAA
This is a messenger RNA of Miscanthus lutarioriparius, 1623 nucleotides long. Lineage: Eukaryota; Viridiplantae; Streptophyta; Magnoliopsida; Poales; Poaceae. The record is from the annotation of a GenBank genome assembly.